AGAAAAGCUUACCCAGACAGAGUGAAGUGAUAUGCUCUGGAUUUAGGAAACUAACGGCAGACUGGAGGAGGGAGCAGCACUUUAUACUUUGAGAGAUCUUCUUUGGACUUUAUUUAGCCAAACUGUUGUUGGAUCGAUGGACAAAUCCAUUGUGUGGGGGCGGUAUCUAUGACAAAAGUCUAUGUUUUCAGAUCAUGCCACGUUUGCCUGUGAUGGGCUGAGCAGAACAUCCUCCCACUGUGCUUAAACACAACAGCUGUCAGUGCGCGCAGACCGAAAAGUUACCGGAGUUGUCUUUACUUCUUCUUUGGCUGAAUUUCUUUAUUUUUCAAAUCUUCUGUUGUAUCGACUCCUUCUUCCCCCAGCGUGCUGUCCCCCGGCCCGCCCCAGCAUGCUGGACUGACGUCUGAGGAAUGGCAUCGGCUGUGUUUGAAGGCACGUCGCUGGUCAACAUGUUUGUCCGAGACUGUUGGGUCAACGGGAUCCGCAGACUGAUCAUCAGCCAGCGGGGAGAGGAAGAGGAGUUCUUCGAGAUAAGGACAGAGUGGUCUGACAGGAACAUUUUAUACUUGCAUCGGAGUUAUUCCGAUCUGGGGCGGCUGUUUAGGAGACUGCUGGAGUCCUUUCCUGAGGACAUAAGAGACUUAUCCAAGUCUCCGCUCAUAGAAGGGCUGGUGAAAAUCAAAGAGGCCAAUGACAUUGAGGAGAAAUUGAAUGAGGUGGAAAGACUUCUGAAGAAUGCCAUCAACAUGCCAUGCAAGUAUGCAAGGUCAGAGGUGAUGUUGACUUUCUUUGAGCGAUCGCCGCUGGACCAGGUGCUGAGGAACGACAAAGUCCACAGAAUCCAGCCAUGCUUUCAGAGUCCAAUCACAAUAUCAGAAAUCAUGCAGUCCAAUGGAUUCUGUCUGGCCAAUACAGAAACCAUUGUGUUUGAUCACAGUCUCCCUGAAGAAAAAGAGAGACCCUCAUCCACAGACUCAGUGGAACAUACGUAUGAGGAUGGAACAGAGUUUUUGUCGAUGGAAGCAGAUUUGUGUGAUGAGGACACAGAAGCGUAUGUCACCAACCUUUCCUACUACCAUCUGGUUCCAUUUGAAACAGACAUCCUGGAAUGAACUACCUGUUGAUAGACAUCUGAUCAUUGAGGAAUAUGUACUCUUAAAUGGAACCUGGGCUAUGCAACGCUGCAAAAAGCUGCUCCAAGUGAAUGCUGCUUAUCCUUUCAAACGGUAGACUUUCUCGUAGUGGAUUUUUCGGCAGAAGAAAUAUUGGAAGAAAUGCACCACUUUGUCCACUUUAAGCGACGUCAUCAGUGUGCCUCAUUCAGAGCCUUAGUGAGUGUGUCAAGAAGAAACAUGACAGGAUUGUCUUUAUACUGGCUUCAGGUGUUGUAACACAACCUGUGGCAGCAACAAUGGUGGUCCUUCAGUCCCGAGGCAGAUGCUAACAGCUGGAGAGGUUUCAAAAUGUCCAGCUGGAGGACUUCAAAAGGAUUCCCCAAAUACAUCAUUGUAUGGGGUUUGGAAUGUGUGACUGAAACCUGAGCGGACAUCACCACACAGCAACCACAUUUAGAAAAAGUACAGUAUUGGACCCUUCAUUGUUACUUAAAAAUGUAGCUGAAUCAACCAGAACUUUGCUUUUCUAUCUCAGUUGUUUUAUCUUUUUGCCAGGAUAUAUGUGACUGAUCUUCAGAGACUAUUGUCUUAUUUAAAUUGCUCCCGGAUAUGUUUUCUCAGUUUUAACCAGUUUUGUUUUUCUUGUGGGAGUAAGCUUUGUGUAUGAUGUGUUUAUGCCACCAGCGUUUAGGGACUUUUUUUCAUUUAUUAAAUACCAGUUUAAGAUUCAUUAUGUGAUUUCUGUUCAGAUGCUGUUAUAUGGAGUUCUUUGGCCUGAGAGGAUACAAUAAUAUAAUUCAUAGGUGCAUAUUUCGUCUAAAGCAUUCCUGUUGUAGAAUUAAAAAAACGUGCUGGUAAAUUAAGGAAUAUAAUAUUAAUUGUCAUAUUUUUGUUACAACUUUCCAAAGUGAGAACUUAAGGAUGCCUUUUUGGAUUUCUGUGAGGUUAUUUUAUGAAGGUUUAUCUGAAUAAUAAGUUGGAAUGUAAUGUGUGUUUGAAAUUUGUUUUGUAACGUUGCUGAAUUUAUGUUAAUAAACAAAUAAUUGUAUGUAUCAGAGCGGUGAAUGAGUGUUGCCAUUAUGUGGACAACUGAAUCAUGUCACUGCUGGUGUUGCCAUGUGAUGAGUGAUGACAUGGGGCAAAGAAAGCUUUGUUUCAUAGGUCACUUGAGGUCAUAUCUGACCCGUUCUGUAAGAUGACGUGUGUGGGUUCAGUCGGAAAGCUGACUGCAGUCUUUCUGAAUGUGGGAGUUUACAGCUUGGUCUGCAAUGGAGGAACAAGUCCUUUCUUUAUCCUAAGAACACAAACAACCUUGCUGUACCAAGGCUUUGGAUAGAAAAGUUGUGUGAAGUGAUCAAACACUUGAUACAAAAUCAUGUUUUUUGUAUGUUUUAUUUAACUGUGGAGCUUUAUUUGUGUUUAAUGCAAAUUAGCGUGUAUAUUUGUGUAGGGUUAGCUGUAAGGAAGUCCAUCUAUAUUCAUUGUUUUGACAGUUUUGUCAGUGCAGAAGUCAUUGUGGCUUAACAAUGUGGGCUAACAGCUUGGGUCCACCCUCUUGCCCCUCUAAAUACAAAAAGCAUUCAACCCUCACAAACUUGGCACACAGGGCUUCAACAGGACGGUCCUCCACAUGAGUCUAUUUAGUAACACAGUCAUGAUCACCAUUCCCCCCAUGAGAAAGUACAGCUCUUUCUCACGGGGGGAAACAAUUUCACGCUUCUUUUUGGUUCUCUCUUUUUCCCAAGAAUUACAUUUUGAGUUGGCGGAUGUUUUUUAGAUAUAUAAAAUGUCUGUUGAAAAAUUCCACCACACAUAAUGGUGUAGAUUAAUAUGAUACAAUAAAAAGAAACCGGAAUCUCUGAUAUAAAUGUUACGAAUGUUCUCUCUUUUCAAGAACUGCUUGAUGUUUAUUCAAUGCUGCAUUACUUCAUAUUAAAGUUAAAAUAUCUAUCAAGACCUCUGUCUAUCUUAAAACCCUUUGCAGGCUGGGCUAAUGCUUUCUAAUUCUGCUGAAGUGUCUGUGAUGUUAUGACUUAUGGUACUUGGCCGAUUUAUGAAGCAUAUCAACAUGGCCAUCAUACCAAUAAUAUUACACCAAGAUGUUUAUUUAUUUUGUAAAAUCCAGUACACUCUGUGAAGCUAACCAUUCAAUGCCUUGUCAUUUCUUUUUUAUGUGCUCAUGUGUGAUGUGAGAUAUGUCAGUGCAUAAGAAUACAAUAAAGAUAAAACUAUAUCCUUUGGAAUAUGACGAUUAUGUAGUAACAUUAAGUAAUUAAAAAAUAUUAUUCUCAAAAUAUGUCAAAAUAAAUAUGUUUCCAAUAAA
This is a messenger RNA of Gymnodraco acuticeps, 3441 nucleotides long. It is a transcript of the gene pxdc1b, whose product is annotated as PX domain containing 1b. The transcript is spliced from 5 exons. The coding region runs from base 414 to 1115 and encodes 233 amino acids. The record is from RefSeq and is a predicted model, not a curated record. NCBI's taxonomy places the organism in Eukaryota, Metazoa, Chordata, Actinopteri, Perciformes, Bathydraconidae. Gene Ontology annotation, molecular function: phosphatidylinositol binding.